Molecule: messenger RNA, 2938 nt
Organism: Callorhinchus milii (elephant shark)
Lineage: Eukaryota; Metazoa; Chordata; Chondrichthyes; Chimaeriformes; Callorhinchidae
Gene: usp6nl
Product: USP6 N-terminal like
Source: RefSeq, a predicted model, not a curated record
GUUCCCCCCCCCUGUGUUGAAAAGGGUGGGGGGGGGAGAAGAAAAAAAGUUAGUGAGUUCGGUUCCUGGAGCGCCCGUGGACUUUAAUACCUGAGAGAGAGAGAGAGAGGGAGAGGGGGAGAGAGAGCGCUCCGGGACCGCCAACCGCCUUCUUGUUUUUGUUUCGGUUCUUCCGUUCUCCUCCGCACAUGAGGGACGAAACGAGGACAUGAGUUCCUUUCUCAGGAUAAAUAAUUGCAGAUCAAGACCAUAUUCCUAUCAGAUGCAGAGGAACACACCAAUAUGAAUCCAGAUGUAGAACCAGACGCGGCAACCAAACUUGCCCAGGAAAGAGCCGAGAUAGUGUCGAAGUAUGACAAGGGGACGAGAGGAGCAAAGAUUGAUCCGUGGGAAGAUGCGGAAUUCCAUAUCUAUAAAGUCACGGAUCGUUUUGGUUUCUUACAUGCGGAUGAGCUCCCUGUGCCUGACGCUGUGGAAGAAAGGGUUAAGCAGUUGGAGAUUGAAAGAACAGGAAAAUGGAUCAAAAUGGUGAAAGGCUGGGACAAAUACAAGAACACUGAAAAGAUGGUGCGGAGAAUAUAUAAAGGAAUCCCACUGCAGCUCAGGGGCGAGGUCUGGUCACUUUUGCUGGAAAUCCAAAAACUGAAGACUGAAAAAAAAGACUUGUACGAUAAACUCAAAAGCAGAGCACGGGUGGUGUCUCCAGACGUCAGGCAGAUUGACCUUGAUGUGAACCGUACUUACAGAGACCACAUCAUGUUCAGGGAACGAUAUGGAGUCAAACAACAAGCCUUGUUCCAUGUAUUAGCUGCAUAUUCCAUGUAUAAUACGGAAGUCGGAUACUGCCAGGGAAUGAGUCAGAUCACUGCUCUGCUUCUUAUGUAUCUGAAUGAAGAGGAUGCCUUCUGGGCACUCGUUAGACUACUGUCUGGCCCAAAACAUGCCAUGCAUGGAUUCUUUGUUCCUGGCUUCCCAAAGCUGUUGCGGUUUCAAGAACACCAUGAACGCAUUUUAAAGAAGUUCAUGAACAAACUGAAACAACACCUGGAUUCCGAGGACGUGUUUACCAGUCUGUACACCAUGAAGUGGUUUUUCCAGUGUUUCUUGGACCGAACUCCUUUCACCCUAACGUUGAGGCUAUGGGACAUCUACAUGUUGGAAGGUGAACGGAUUCUCAUAGCCAUGUCCUACACGAUACUUAAACUGCACAAAAAGCAUCUACUGAAGUUGUCAAUGGAAGACUUGAUUCAGUUCCUCCAGGAGAGUUUGGCCAAAGACUUUUUCUUUGACGACGACUUUGUGAUCGACCAGCUCCAGAACUCGAUGACUGAGCUGAAACGUAGCAAACUGGAUUUGCCAGCAGCAGGCAAAGCGGAUGAAUUUCCACAGAGGUCCCUGGGUCAGAUACCGGCAGAGCCGGAGAUGCCCCCCGUCGUGAACCACGCCCUCAACGGCCAAAACAACGCGGCUAAAGUGGGACCCCCAACGGCAAAGAGAAAAGAUCGCAAGACGGCGUCGGAGAAACUGCCGGAGAAGGAACCCGACAGCAGGUCGAGAAGUUCUCCCGAAAAGUCGCCUCUUAAAUCUCAAAAGCCGGCAGGGUUGGCAGAAAACCAGCGAAGCCGAGUGAAAGUCCUGCCGGAUAUGGACAUGAGGAGACAGCCGGGGCUGUCACCCCAGCACGGAGCAGCAGCAGCAACAGCAGCGCGCAGGGACCCUCGACAGGUCAGCCACGCUAGCGCCAACCAGAACUCCAACGCCAACCCCGGCGCUAAGAAGGAAUUUGCACCAAAGUGGAACAAACCUUCGGGGGUGAGGACACAGGCUGCGGAGGGCAGGGGCAGGACUGGGAGCUACAAUGAACCAAGCUCCCCGUCCAGCCCGGAGGAAACGCGCCUGCUCAUGGCGAGAGCCAAACGCCACAUCAUCGAGGUUGACGAAACAAAGAGGGAUUCGAACGCUUCCGAAUACGACAACGUCCCCGGGGAGGAGCACGAAUACGACGGGCGCGUUGAGGUGCUGGAGAGGAGAGACCCCAACGCGCCUCACAACGACACGAUAACCGUGCGGGAAGCGAUCUUCAAAGCUCCGAGUCCGUCCAGGCUUUUUCCUCCAGGGGUGUCGAGCAGCACAAGCAAUGCCAAUGCAACCUCUCAGCCGAGAUCCUCAAGGACUGCCUCGAUGAGCUCUAACCAAAGAUCGCCAGUAAAGCGGCAACCUACCUUGCCCCCGUCCUACAGCGGCCCCCCCGUGUACCACGGCAGCCCCCCGCAGUACUCGCCCGCCAGAGAGAGAGACAGAGAGAUGCCCCUCUCGCCACAGCAUCAUUUCAACUUGUCCGGGAUUCAGGUCAACCCUGACAACAGACAGUACGGUACGAAGAUAACGCACAUGUCGGACCAUCCCGAGGCGUACCUGAACUCCCACUCCGCUGGCCGCCAAUAUUCUAACGCUUCACAGACAUUCAGGAUCGCCGUGCAGCCUUCGGAUCACGGCGGGCGGUUUGACUCGGUGAACAGCGCCAAGUACGCGAGGCAGCCGGUCGCGCACAGAGGCCCGCAGCAGUUUUCGCCAGAACAGUACAUGGAUUACCAAAUCGACCACCGAAGAAGGCAAGAGUCCUCUCCGCCCUACAGGCAGGAACAGUACAUCCGGCAGUGGAGCCAGGAGCCUGACCCGUGGCACAUGGGAACUCUACAGCGAUCGCCAAGUUUCGGAAAGGCACAGCAGGCUCCUGUGUCGGAAUUCACCUACCCAGGCCCGCCUGUGGACGUCACCAGUGCCUAUUACAGAACUGCACCCUAUCAAGAUGCACAGCCACGACAUCAGCGCUCGCCUCAAUACAGUGGCCAACAUUACGGAAAGCCUCAGACAGACGGACGAACCAUCCCCGAAUCAGUGUUACUCUAGACAGACCAGUCCGUCCCCCCCCCCCCCC